Molecule: messenger RNA, 3855 nt
Organism: Carya illinoinensis
Lineage: Eukaryota; Viridiplantae; Streptophyta; Magnoliopsida; Fagales; Juglandaceae
Product: disease resistance protein At4g27190-like
Exons: 7
Coding region: 1-3855 (1284 amino acids)
Molecular function (GO): ATP hydrolysis activity; ADP binding
Source: RefSeq, a predicted model, not a curated record
AUGGAGAUCGUUAUUUCAAUUGUAGCGAAAAUAGCAGAGUACACUAUUGCACCUAUUGGACAGUGGCUAUGCUAUUCAUUUCACUACAACAGCAAUACAGAGAAUCUGAAGAAUCAGGAAGAGAAUUUUCGAGAUUUUAAAAAUAGGUUGCAACACUCCGUUGAAGCUGCUAUAAGAAAUGGCGACGAAAUUGAAGAUGAUGUUAACAAGUGGUUGACAAAGGCAGAUCAUAUUAUAGAAUUGGCCACCACGCAACUUUGUGAAAUUGAAAAAGAAGCAAGUACGAGGAACUCUAAUGUGGCAUGCCUAAACUUGAAACAUCGACAUCAAUUAAGUCGGGAAGCAAAGAAGAUGGUGGAAAAUAUUUCCAACCAUGUUGAAAAUGGAAAUUUUGAUAGAGUUUCGUAUCGUCCUGCUUCAGAAGGAAUGGAGACAAGAAGAAACAUGGAUUACAUCGCCAUGAAGUCGAGAAUGAUAGCGGUGAAGGGGAUUAUGGAGGCACUCGGAGAUGCUAAUAUCAACAUGAUUGGUUUAUGGGGGAUGCCUGGUGUGGGAAAGACUACAUUGAUGAGAGAAGUUGCCAGGAAAGUCAAGGAAGAUAAGCUAUUCGAUGAGGUGGCUCUGGCAAAUGUGACGCAAAGCCCUAACUUGAGACGAAUUCAAGGAGAAAUCGCAGACAUGCUAGAUCUCAAGCUUGAUGUCGAGACAAUACGUGGAAGAGCGAUUCGUCUACGGAAGAGGUUAACAACAAACAAAAAAAGGAUAGUUGUUAUCCUAGAUGAUAUAUGGGAGAAACUUGAUUUGGAGGCAAUAGGAAUUGAUCCUUGUAAGGGAUGCAAAGUAGUGCUAGUAUCUAGACAACACAAUUUAUUAUCUAGUGAAAUGGGUGCCCAAAAGGAUUUUGGAAUUGAAGUGUUACCCGAAAAAGAAGCAUGGGAAUUGUUUGAGAAGAUGGCAGGUGAUUCUAUUAAAGACCCCAAUUUACGAUUUAUAGCAACGGAGGUAGCUAAAGAGUGUGAUGGUUUGCCUAUUGCACUUGUAACAGUUUCUAAGGCAUUAAGAAAUAAGAGUUUAUAUGAAUGGAAGGAUGCCUUACAGCAACUACUUGUUGAAAUAUUGUUAUGGUUGGGUCUAUUUCAUGGAAUUAACACAUUGGAAGAUGCGAGAAAUAGACUAUACAGACAAUUACAUAACUUGAAAGACUCUUGUCUAUUGCAAGAUUGUCCUCACAAAUCUGACCAUUGCCAUAUGCAUGAUGUUGUUCGUGAUGUUGCUACAUUAAUUGCUUCAAAGGAUUAUGAUAUGCUUUUCAUGAGUGAUGAAUGGCCAGAUAUGGAUGCACUAAAAAGAUGCAAGGCAUUUUCUAUUCGUGGUGGAGCUAUUCAUCAACUUCCAAAUGAACUUGAAUGUCCUGAAUUAAGAUUCCUUUUUGUAGAUGGCAGAGAUCAUUUUUUACAAAUCACAGACAAUUUCUUUCAAGGGAUGGACAAGCUCAAAGUUUUGGAUUUGACGGCAAUGAAAUUGUCAUCCCUUCCUUCAUCACUUCUUCUUCUUAGAAACCUACAAACAUUGUGUCUUGAUGGCUGUGAGUUAGGAGACAUAUCUGCGAUUGAAGAACUCGAGAAUUUAGUAAUUCUUAGUCUUCUUGAUUCUAACAUUUCCGCAUUGCCAAGAGAAAUAGGGUUGUUGGUUCAUUUGCAGUUGUUCGAUUUGAGCAAUUAUUUCAAACUUGAAGUAAUUCCACCUAAUGUCCUAUCUAGGUUGGUGGAAUUAGAAGAAUUGUAUAUGGAAAAUAGCUUUGUUCAAUGGGAGACUGAAGGACUCUACACUAAAAGAUCAAACAAUGCUAACCUUGCUGAGCUAAAGUAUACGUUACGUUUGAUUACUUUGGAGAUUCAUAUCCUAGAUGCUUGCAUGCUUCCGAAAGUUCUGCGGUUUGAAAAACUAGAAAGAUACAACAUAUUGGUAGGAGAUGUAUGGGACUGGUCUGAUAAGCAUGAAUGCUCAAGAACGUUAAAACUCAAGCUGAAGACAAGCUUUCAAUCAGAGGUUGGAAUUAAAAUGUUGUUGAAUAGAAUAGAAUGUCUUUAUUUAGAUGAGUUAAAGGGUAUUAAGAGUGUUCUACGUGAAUUAGAUCGCGAAGGUUUUCAACAACUAAAGCAUCUUUAUAUACAAAAUAAUGAUGAGAUCAAAUAUAUCAUUAGCUCUCCGAUGCAUAUCUCGACCAUUUCCUUUCCAACCUUGGAAACAUUUAUUCUAAAAAAUAUGACUGGUUUGGAAGAUAUUUGUCAUGGCCAACUUCAUUCAACAUCCUUUCGUAACUUGAGAGUUGUAAAAGUGGAAAAUUGUGAAAAACUAAAAUUUGCCUUCCCAUCAUCCGUAGCAAUGGGUCUUUCACAACUCCAAGAAUUGCAGAUAAGAGAAUGCAGCAUCAUGGGUGCAAUAGUCGAGAAAGAAGAAGGCGAAAUAGAAGACACAGAUAUGAUCUUUUUCCCUCAACUGCAUCACUUGGCACUAGAGCAUCUUCCAAAGCUUAUAAGCUUCUUUAGAACAAAAAAUUUAUUCACAACUGAUGCUAGAGAAAUCGUUUCGGAGGGCACACUUGAUUUCAACAUGCCAAUUCUACAUGAACAGGUGCAAGGUUCUUGUAUUAUAACAUAUCUGCUAUCAUUCUCUAUAGCUAGAUUUAUGGUGCAUCUCAAACAUCUUCACAUAUUGGAAUGUAAGGCUAUGAAAGAGGUAAUAGUCACAGAAGAAAUAGCAGCAGAAGAAAUUACGAAGGAGUUCAAGCGCAACAACCAUCCAGGAGAUCAUUCAAACAAAUGUAGAGGAGAGGCCUCCAACCAUUAUGCAACCUCUCUUCAAUGUAGAGCCUCUGUUGCUAGAAGUCUCACGCAAUUGGAGAAUCUUGAGAUAAUAGAUUGUGGGGUGGAGGAAAUUGUUGAAGGUGAAGAGGAAGAAGAUGCAAUAGAAAGGACGUUUGUGUUCCCUCAAGUAACUCUCCUAACUCUUAAGAGGCUACCCCAACUCAAGUGGUUUUACCUAGGAGUGCAUACUUUAGAAUGUCCAAUGCUGAAAGAGAUGUGUGUGGAAGGAUGCCAAAAAGUUGAAAUAUUUGCUUAUGGCCUUCUAAGCUUUCAAGAAACGCUUCGAGAGAGUCGGCAUGAGAUCUUCACUCAGCAACCCCUUUUCUUGGUUCAUGAGGUAGCAUUCCCAAGCUUGGAGAAAUUAGCAAUUUCACAUAUGGAUAAGUUGAUAACCAUAUGGCACGACCAAGUUGCAGCGGAUUCCUUUUGCAACUUUCAAAAUCUACGUCAAAUUUAUGCCGAGGGAUGUGAGAGCUUGAAAAGUUUCUUUCCAGUAGUCUCGGUGGCUACAAGUCUCACACAAUUGGAGAUUCUUAAGAUAGUCAAUUGUGGGAUUGAGGAGAUUGUCGCAAGAGGAGGAGAUCAAGAAGCAACACCAAGGAUUGUGUUCCCUUGUAUGACUACAAUAAAUCUUGUAGGGCUGGCAAAACUCAAGUGGUUUUAUCCAGGAGUGCAUACUUCAAAAUUUCUAUCAUUGAAAGAUAUGUGGAUGGAUGGAUGUCAAAAAGUUGAGAUAUUUGCUUCAGAACAUAUGAGCUUUCAAGAAGCACUUGAAGAAAGUCGACAAAACAAUAUCUCAAUUGAUCAACCCCUCUUCUUGGUUGAUCAAGAUCAGGUCGCAUUUCCUAGUUUGGAUUUACUAAAAAUCUCCCACAUGGAGGACAUGAAAGUUAUAUGGAAUAACCAAUUCGCAGCAGAUUCCUUUUGCAAACUUCAGACAAUGAUAGUUGAAUCUUGUGCAAAUCUUAAUAGCAUCUUUUCUGUUUAA